CUGAGGAGUCCAACAAGGGAGGAUGCUGCUGGCCAGGUCUCCAUCCUUGAUGCGUACCUCCACCCUCUCCCUGUCCCCUUGUGGUUUUCUGUUCUUCAGCGAGCAGAAGGAGCAAGCGAAGUAACUUUUCCUGAUAUGGUUUGUUACUAUGCCAAGGAAAAGGGAGCAGGGUGCUUAGUCUGCAGCCAUAAGCUUUUCUGCACUCUCGCACAAAACGUCCCUUCUAUAUGGAACACAAACUUCCAUCCUCGCCUGACACAAGUUACAGUUCAUCAGUAAUUUCCGAAUGACUUGGAAAAAGCAUGCAACAGUGUUUCCGAAUGACUUCGAAUAUGUAUGCAACUAAAUUGAAUUAGGAUUCGCAGUUCUUCAUUUAUUUGCAUGGAUUUAAAUUGCAUGUGUAUCAGUAAAAAAUGUAUUGGUGAAACCUUUUGAUAAUUUUCUAAUGAUACUUUUAGAUUCUAAAUAUUAAUUCCAGUAGUACACAUUCUGAAUGUUCACUUGCUGGUAGUUGAAGUAUUUUCUUAGAAGUUUCGGGAUUUGAGAAACUCAACGAACUGAGACAAACUGUAGAUGUAAAGCUAUUUUUUUUAAUGUUUUGUGGAAGAGCCUUAGAAAUAUGGCUGAUAAUCUUAAUGUUUACACUUGUGAAGUGUGCGGCAAAACAUUUUCACGAUUGUGCAAGCUAAAGAGCCACACACAUGUCCAUAUGACAGAUGAAGGUCAAUUAUUUUGGGAUGAAUUUGCACAAUUGCCAGAUUUCAUUGAUACCCAGCAGUAUGAGGAGAUGAAUCCCAGUUUAUGCAUGUUUAAUAAUAAAGGUAUUAGUGAAGAUAACCAGAUAAAUGAUUGUCAGGUCUUUCAUAAAGACGAGAAAACAAGGGAAUCUUACAAAGAAAGCAUUGUUAAUUUAAUUACUGAAGAGGUGGAAGUGUUAGUUGAUGGUAGACUUUAUUACGAAUGCCAGGUUUGCAAACAGAGAUUAACACAGAAAUCUUCCCUUAGGAGUCACUUAAGAAAGCAUACUGGAGAAAGACCUUAUAAAUGCAAGGAUUGCGAGAAAACUUUUACAUUUUACCAGUGUCUUUGGAAUCACUCAAGAAAACACAAAAGGGAAAAAAGUUUCCAAUGUAAUUAUUGUCAGAAAUGCUUUGUGUAUUACCAGAGUCUUUGGAAUCAUAAAAAGUCUCAGUCAUGCAAAGAGCCAUGUGUGUGUAGCAUUUGCGGUGUUAAGUGUGCAUAUUUUUGCCAACUCAAGGCUCAUGUAAGGCAACACAUGGAUGAAGAUUCAUACACAUACAAUGAAAUAAAUGGUGCAAAUUUGAAAGUAUACGGUAGGAUCAACUUUGACGAGAAGUUAUUUAAGUGCAAUAUUUGUGAGAGAAGAUUCAGUGCCAACUCAUCUCUUGAGAGUCAUAAAAUCCAGCAUUCUAGUAACAGACCAGAUCGAUCUAAAAUCAGUCAAGUUAUGACAGAUUCACCAAUAAUUGAAGGACAAUUAGUAACGGUAGAUGAUGAGGAUCAUAGGCAAUAUAAUAAGGGAUAUAAGCAAUGUGAUGCCUGUAAGAAGACAUUCGUGUACACAAAAUGUCUUAUUAACCAUUUAAAAACUCAUGAAAAUAAAACAUUUAUGUGUCAUGUUUGUGAAAAGAGUUUUACAAAACUGAGAGAUUGGAAGAUUCACUCUAGAGUUCAUACAAGUGAAAAGCCUUAUGUAUGUUUGGUGUGUGAUAAAUCAUUCAUUGAAUACUGUGAUCUUUUGAAGCAUAAUAAAGUGCAUGCAAGUAAAAAAACAUUCAAAUGCGGCGAGUGUGGGAAAUGUUUUCUACAUUCAUUUAAUCUGAAGAGUCAUGAUCGAGUACAUUCAGUUAGAAAUCCAUACAAAAUAAGAAAACACAGAAAGAGACCAAAGUGCCACAGUGAACUACAAAACAACAAGAACAUACCAACAGAAGUGAAGUCUGAAGGUAGGCUCUGCAGAGAAAGUUUCGCAAACUCAAACAAACUAACUCGGCAUUGCAAAAUGGCACACGGGGACAUAAUUGAGAAAUCUAGGAAUAAAGUAUAUAAAUGUGCAGUGUGUGGGGCAGUUUUUGUUUCAAAAGAUGACAUUAUGAAUCACCAAAAAUGUAUAGAUUCCAAUAUUUGUGACAAGCAAUUUCAAUGUAGUUACAUAAUUUGCUUUCACAAAAGUUCAUAUAAUUAUCAUAAGGCAUCUCAGGAGUUUAUUGAAAGUAAUGAAGAAAGUGACAUAACUAUGCUGGGAGCAAAUCAUUCGAGUGAUAUCCCGAAUGAAAAUGAAAAAAGCAAGGAAGUGUUAUUUAUUUUGCCAGAAAAUCACGAACAGAACUACCUGGAAAUAGUUGAAAUUGAACUUAAUAAUUGCCAAGAAUUAUUUAAGCUUGAAAGUAAUAUUUACAAUAUUAUUGAAGGCGUUGUAGAACAGGUAGGUGAAUCCCAAGGAGAGAAUGAUUCAGUCAUGAAAACAAAUUUUGUUAGCCGUGAUCAGUGUGUACCAGUAUCCAACAGGUCUGGUGAAAGGCCAGGGAUCCCAGAUAAGUAUAUUUUAGUAGGAACUGCUGAGACUGUCAUCCAAAUGAGAGGCGGAAAACAAUUAUCUAGCACUGAAGUCACUACCGAACUUACAUCAUCUCAAGAGAGUUGUGUAGAUACAUUUCCUAAUGGGGAUGUAUAUAAUUGUACGGAACAUUUUGUGAAUAAUGACAGUCACCCCAUGGAACUUAUUGUGAAUGGUGACAGUCACGACGUGGAACAUGUUGUGAAUGGUGACAGUCACGACGUGGAACAUGUUGUGAAUGGUGACAGUCACGACGUGGAAUAUACUGUGAAUGGUGACAGUCUUGAUAUUGAACGUAUUGUGAAUGGUGACAGUCAUGAUAUUGAACGUAUUGUGAAUGGUGACAGUCACGAUAUGGAACAUAUUGUUAAUGGUGACAAUCACCGCGUGGCAUAUACAAAUAAUGACAGUCACUACAUUGAACAUUUUGUGAAUAAUGACAGUCACCGCAUUGAGCAUUCUGUGAAUAAUGACAGUCAACGCAUUGAACAUUCUGUGAAUAAUGACAGUCAACGCAUUGAACAUUCUGUGAAUAAUGACAGUCAACGCAUUGAACAUUCUGUGAAUAAUGACAGUCAACGCAUUGAACAUUCUGUGAAUAAUGACAGUCAACGCAUUGAACAUUCUGUGAAUAAUGACAGUCAACGCAUUGAACAUUCUGUGAAUAAUGACUGUCACCGCAUUGAACAUUCUGUGAAUAAUGACUGUCACCGCAUUGAUCAUUUUGUGAAUAAUGACUGUCACCGCAUUGAACAUUCUGUGAAUAAUGACUGUCACCGCAUUGAUCAUUUUGUGAAUAAUGACUGUCACCGCAUUGAUCAUUUUGUGAAUAAUGACUGUCACCGCAUUGAUCAUUUUGUGAAUAAUGACGGUUACCACACGGAAUACGUGAAUAAUGAUGGUCACCACAUGGAUUAUGUGAAUAAUGACUGUCACCGCAUGGAGUACGUGAAUAAUAUUGGCCACCGCAUGGAGUAUGUGAAUAAUGACGGUCAUCGCAUGGAGAAUGUGAAUGAUGACGGUCAUCGCAUGGAGAAUGUGAAUGAUGACGGUCAUCGCAUGGAGUAUGUGAAUAAUGACGGUCAUCGCAUGGAGUAUGUAAAUAAUGACGGUCAUCGCAUGGAGUAUGUGAAUAAUGACGGUCAUCGCAUGGAGUAUGUAAAUAAUGACAGUCAUCGCAUGGAGUAUGUGAAUAAUGACGGUCAUCACAUGGAGUAUGUAAAUAAUGACGGUCAUCGCAUGGAGUAUGUGAAUAAUGACGGUCAUCGCAUGGAGUAUGUGAAUAAUGACGGUCAUCGCAUGGAGUAUGUAAAUAAUGACGGUCAUCGUAUGGAGUAUGUGAAUAAUGACGAUCAUCGCAUGGCACACUUUGUGAGUAAUAACAGUCACCAAAUGGAGCAAUUUGUUAAUAAUGGCAAUGAUGACGUGGAGCAUUUUGUUAAUGACAGUCAUUCUAUAGGACAUUUUGUUAAGAAUAACAGUGUUCAGUGUAGUGUAUGCGGUCAAGUUUUCUCCACAUUAACUGCAUGGGUCAUGUAAUGGGUCAUAUCAAAUUUGUGUAGGUGAAAAUUUUUGGCCCUUUUUCCAAUUUGUUUAUACACACCCUACGCGGGUGCAUAUUUGCUACAAUUAACUAUCUAAUACCAAAAUAAUUUAUGAAUAAUCCAAGCAUUAGAAUUGUCUUACUCAGUUUACAACAAUGCAGUAAUAAGCACAAGGUUUAUAUUUAAGUAUUUAGAUUUUGUAUUUUGGAAGGGCUCUAACUGAACUAAAUUAGCAUGCCACGCCUUGAAAAUGCCUUUUUAUGUAUAUUGCAAUUGAAAGUUUUUUUUUUUUUUUUUUUUUUUUUUUUUUUUUUUUU
Messenger RNA from Cherax quadricarinatus, 4439 nucleotides. RefSeq lists its product as uncharacterized. The record is from RefSeq and is a predicted model, not a curated record. NCBI's taxonomy places the organism in Eukaryota, Metazoa, Arthropoda, Malacostraca, Decapoda, Parastacidae.